CGAAGGACGGGCGGGGAAGAGAUAUGGGUUUUGCAGUUGGCAGCACUCCGGGUCAAAGUUAACCGGAGACGCCGCUUAGUGUGGGAAUUGGGUUUCCUCUUUUCUUCCUUCUUCUUCUUUCUCAAGUGGGUAGCGAUUUGCGAGCUUCCGCUUCGUUUCUGGUGGAGCUUCAGGGUGCUUCGCCGUUCCUCCCUCUCCCUUGUGCACCCACUUUCCUCCUAUCUUCCUCUCUUAUUUUUUUCCUGUGCUUGAUCCGAGAAGAAAGAGAAUUUAAGGACUGUCCUAAUUGUUUUACAUCUCUCUCCCUUUUUUCCUUCGUCUUACUGUCCUUCCGUAUUUCUUCUUCUGAGGAUUGUGUGAUUGAAGGGUGUGAGCCAGGAUCCUGCUUCUUCUCGUUGGUGCAUCUGCAAUGGCGCAUGUACCCAAAUUUGGCAACUGGGAGAGUGAGGAAAGUGUACCUUACACUGCCUAUUUUGAAAAAGCUCGGAAGGACAAAACUGCAGGAGGGAAAACGCUGAAUCCAAAUGACCCUCUCGAAAAUCCUGAUGUACAUAUGGUAACUCCUCCAGCCACACAUGCUUCUAGGCAUGAGCGAGCCCGAAGUGUGGGAGAAAGUGAGGUUGGAGGACAAACCGACUCUCCUGCACACCCCGAUGCUGGUGGCAGGAAGAUUACAGGAUCACCUCUUCAUCCUAGGUACACGGGCCAGGGAAGACCUAAUUCUGGUGAUUCGGCAAAGAAAACACAAAAGGAAAAUGGAGGCUCCGAACGGACUGUCGAGCAUUCACCAUUACAUCCACAUUACCAAGCAAGGGUGACCAACAAGGGUGUUUCAUCGCCUUCAUGGGAGAGGAGGGGUUCUUCUGACGGUGGGCAUGGCUUGGCACCUUUAACACCAGGACGCUCAAAGGCUAGAUCCUCUACUCGAAACGAUGACAAUUUCGAUAAAGGUGCAGCUGUUCCAAAAUUUGGCGAUUGGGACGAGGCAAACCCAUCAUCGGCUGACGGAUACACUCAUAUCUUUAACCAAGUGAGGGCGGAAAAGCAGGUAGGAUCGGCGAAGGUUCCCAUGAUCUCAACAGAGACACCAGCUGCAUAUGGCCAUAAGGAGCCAGCUAGCGGUAGAUCUUCGAUUUGGUGCUGCUUUGGUAAAUGAUGCAGUUGUAGCUGAGAUGUGAUGUGACUGUAAAUAAGUUCGAAUGGAUGUUUGUACGAAAGACUGCUGGGCAAUGCAUUCUUUCUCUACUUUGUGUGUUUGUUAAAAUAACGUUAUUGGAGGUUUAGGAGAGAGAACAUCUUUGGCAUAUUUGUGUACUUUUCAGGCUUUCAGGGGGCACUUCUUGUCCCCAGAUCAAGAUGAUGAACCUUUUAGCAGUUGAUCUACUAUAUAAUUUUUUUCUUUGUUUUA
This is a messenger RNA of Nymphaea colorata (pocket water lily), 1408 nucleotides long. RefSeq names its product RPM1-interacting protein 4. NCBI's taxonomy places the organism in Eukaryota, Viridiplantae, Streptophyta, Magnoliopsida, Nymphaeales, Nymphaeaceae. The transcript is spliced from 4 exons. The coding region runs from base 410 to 1156 and encodes 248 amino acids. The record is from RefSeq and is a predicted model, not a curated record.